UUGUUUAAAACUUGCUGAAGUUUUACCGUAUUUUAUCAGGAACUUUACUCAGAGUCUUGCCUACACGACUGUUGCUGUAAGAGGUUGAUGACUAAGGAUACUGUCUUUUCGUCUGUGGUAACCCUGACCAAUCCCAGAUUUGCAGGGUUUGUUUAAAAGCUCGCAUGUUUUUACAGUCUCAGUCUUGUACGGGUCACCAUGGAUCGAACUACAGUUGGAGUAACUCUGUUUGGGCUCUUAUUCAUCUGGGCUACUGCUGCCCCAACUGAGAAGAAACAAGGUGUUGAUAUCUACAGCUACCACAUUAACUCCACAAUACAUAGCCGCUACGCCAUCACAGUCAUCACGAGUCGUGUGGAAAACAGGCUGAGUGAGUCCAAAGAAGUCCAUUUCCAGGUCAAGAUACCCAAGAAUGCUUUCAUCAGCAAAUUCAGAAUCACCAUAGAUGGAAAGACAUAUGAUGGAGUUGUGCAGGACAAAGAAGAGGCUCAGCAGCAGUACAGUCAGGCAGUGUCUCGAGGAGAAAGUGCCGAAAAAACCAGCUCAGUAGGAAGGACCCUGGAGGAGUUUAAAACCUCAGUGAUGGUGGGCGCUUCCAGUAAAGUGACCUUUGAACUCACCUAUGAGGAGCUGCUAAUUCGACGCCUUGGCAAAUAUCAGCUACUCAUCAACGUCCAACCAAUGCAGCCUGUAGCAGACCUCAAGAUUGAUGUGGCCAUUUACGAGAGUUCAAAAAUUUGCUUCCUGGAGGCAACAGAUGCUUCAGACCUGGAGUUUGGCUACGGUUUAACCACUACAAAGUCUGACAAAGUGGCAUGGGUGGACUUCUACCCCACCCGUCAGCAACAGACAAGCUGUGACAACAUUUGUGGAAAAAAUGGACUGAAUACGGACCUGAUCAUAACUUACGAUGUCGAGAGACCAAACUCCGCUGGAGAAAUCAAGGCAUCAGACAGCUUUUUCGUCCACUUCUCUGCACCUACAGAUAUUAAGCGCAUUCCAAUAAAUGUGGUGUUUGUAAUUGACCAAAGUGGCUCCAUGAGUGGGAGAAAGAUUAUACAGACCCGAUGGGCACUGCUGAAGAUUUUAGAUGAUUUUGCUGUGGACGACCACUUUGGGCUGAUCACUUUUAACAAUCGAGUAGACGUCUGGAAACCUGAACUUGUUCAAGCCACAAAGACGAAUCUGGAGUCAGCAAGGAGCUUUGUGAGACAGAUUCUAGAUCAAGGAGACACAGACAUCAACGCUGCAGUGCUGAGGGGAGUGGAGAUGCUCAACAAACACUCACAAGAUCGGUCUGCCUCCAUCCUCAUCCUGCUGACUGAUGGAAUGCCCAAUACAGGUGAGACUGACACAACAAGAAUUCAGGCCAAUGUGAAAGAGGCCAUUGGGGGAAAGUUUCCUUUCUAUUGUCUUGGCUUUGGAUUUGAUGUCAAGCUUGAUUUCCUGGAGAAAAUGGCUCUGGAAAAUAAUGGAUUCGCUCGCAGGAUCUAUGAGGGUUCAGAUGCGUACUUACAGCUACAGGGUUUCUAUAAGGAAGUGGCCACUCCUCUGUUAACUAACGUCAAGCUGAACUAUACUGGAGCAGUGAAUCUCACCCAGACCAGGUUCAGCCAAUACUACAAAGGCUCAGAGAUCGUGGUAGCUGGACAACUCACAAACACUUUAGAAACAGAGACCACUGGAACCUCAAAAAGCAGUAAAGUGACCUACAAGCACUCAACUAAGAAAAGCACUGGUGUUCUGCUACAAGACACAUAUAUCAGGAGACUGUGGGGCUUUCUUACAGUGAAACAGCUUCUCAUGAAGGAGAAGAUACUUAAUGGGCAGGAGAAGGAGGCAGCCAGGAAAGAAGCCAUAGAUCUCUCUCUGAAAUACACAUUUGUGACCCCACUGACCUCUAUGGUGGUUAUCAAGCCCCAGGAACAGGACGUGCAGGUUGCCCAAAAGCCUAAAGAGAAGGAAAGAGUAAAUGGAGCCGAAAACCAUGACUCAUCAGGGACAUCUGGACCUACGCUGUUCGUUCCUCCUCCUCCUCCUCCCCGGCCAGCUCCACGUUUAGCAGAUCCUUUUUAUAUUGGAACUCAUGUGAGAUUCUUGAUCUCUUCCACUGGUCAGCAAAAGCCACUCUGUUAUGACCAACCUGCACCCCUUAACUACCGCUUGCUGACAGAUUCGUCCUCAGAUUAUUUUAUGAAGGGCAAGCUCUUAGGGCAUGGCUUUCAAGAAACUGUUUUUGAUUUCAAAGCUAAUUAUCACCUUAAGCUCAGCACCAAGAACAUCCGUUACUAUGAUGGUCUGAAUGAUCUGACAUUUUUGUGGGAGCAGGAACCCACCGAGCGUCACACAGACAGUGUGUCUUUGAUUCUAAAAGACAAUGAAAUGGACAUCACCAUGGGAACCAUACGUGUUGUCUUCCUGCGUCAUAAGAAAAAUGGUGAAUUCUUUCUGUGGCCUGAUGUUAAGCUGCAACCAAACGCCAACAUACAAGGCAUUUUUGGAAAAGCCAAUCUUCAGUACGAAGAAUUACCAGGAUCAGUGAUCAAAAUCGGGCAUGAACAAGUGAAAGCAACCUGGAGCACUGCCACCGACUAUCGACGCUCUUCAGCCCCUGUUCUUGGAUGCUGGCUUGUACCAUACGAGUCUGUCCUGCCAGGGAGGCUCUCUAAUUUCAUACUGGUGUAGCUGUAGCUCUCUGUCUUCCAAAGUUCUGAAAAUGGUGCAGUAUUUAAGGAACGGAUCCAAACUCUGUUUUCAAGUGGUAAAAAUGAAAAACUGCUCCACAGAAUGAAGCGGUUUGAGUCGGCUGAAUGGACACUGGAGUGCUCUUUUUGGUGAUGACCGCUGCAACACAAUAUUCAAAUAUUUGCUCAAUAAAUUAGAGAUAAACACCA
Messenger RNA from Colossoma macropomum (tambaqui), 2894 nucleotides. Its product is annotated as inter-alpha-trypsin inhibitor heavy chain H3-like. The transcript has 20 exons. NCBI's taxonomy places the organism in Eukaryota, Metazoa, Chordata, Actinopteri, Characiformes, Serrasalmidae. The record is from RefSeq and is a predicted model, not a curated record. The coding region runs from base 199 to 2685 and encodes 828 amino acids.